CAGCGCGCACACACAACACACACUAAAAUAUACAUACAUAUCACAUACAAUUAUACACACAGUCUCCCUCUUUUGCGUCUUCCCUAAUUCCCAAUUCACAUUUCUGUUAAUUGCAUAAAACCUUCCACAACCCAGAAAUAAUUAAUAUAGUUUCUUGAAUUUAUUCGAAAAAUACUGCAAAAAUGGAGAAGAACAGUGAUGGGUUUGUGAGGGCCGAUCAGAUUGAUUUGAAAAGUUUAGAUGAGCAACUGGAGAGGCAUCUCAAUAGGACUUGGACUAUGGAGAAAAACAAGAAAAAUCAAGAAGAUUCCCCCAUCGCCGCCGCCACCACCACCACCACUACCGCCACCACAAUCGGAGGCGGCGCUGCCAGUAGGACGCAGAGAUAUGAGUGGGAGAUUGACCCCUCUAAGCUGAUCAUCAAGGGCGUCAUUGCACGUGGCACUUUUGGGACUGUACACCGUGGCAUUUAUGAUGGCCAAGAUGUUGCCGUUAAACUGUUGGACUGGGGGGAAGAGGGCCACAGGACGGAAGCUGAAAUUGCGUCGCUGAGGGCAGCUUUUACUCAAGAAGUUGCAGUUUGGCAUAAACUUGAUCAUCCUAAUGUAACUAAGUUUAUUGGGGCAACAAUGGGGUCUUCAGAACUUAAUGUUCAGACGGAAAAUGGUCACAUUGGAAUGCCUAGUAAUAUAUGUUGUGUUGUCGUUGAAUAUCUUCCGGGAGGUGCUUUGAAAUCUUACCUUAUAAAGAACCGGAGAAAGAAGCUCGCAUUCAAAGUAGUUGUACAGAUUGCACUGGAUCUUGCCAGAGGGUUAUGUUAUCUUCACUCUCAGAAGAUUGUUCACAGAGAUGUUAAAACCGAAAAUAUGCUGUUAGACAAGAACCGCACAGUGAAAAUAGCAGAUUUUGGAGUUGCCCGUGUUGAAGCCUCAAAUCCAAACGACAUGACGGGAGAAACGGGGACCCUUGGCUACAUGGCUCCCGAGGUCCUCAAUGGCAACCCGUACAACAGGAAAUGCGACGUAUACAGUUUUGGCAUCUGUUUAUGGGAGACGUAUUGUUGUGACAUGCCAUAUCCCGACCUUAGUUUUUCAGAAGUGACUUCAGCAGUUGUUCGCCAGAAUCUAAGGCCCGAGAUACCUAGGUGUUGCCCGAGUUCCCUUGCUAAUGUGAUGAAACGAUGCUGGGAUGCCAACCCGGAUAAGAGGCCUGAAAUGGACGAGGUAGUUUCCAUGUUAGAGGUCAUCGACACAACGAAAGGUGGAGGAAUGAUCCCUCCUGAUCAACAAGAAGGUUGUUUCUGUUUAAGGAAGCGUCGCGGGCCUUGAAAAUUUAUGUUCGGGCUAGCUUAUGACUAUGUUUCUUAAGCUCAAUUUCCAAACAUUGAAAUCUUAAUUAUGGACAUAAAAAGAACUGGAAUUUCUGAGCCAAGAAACUCUAUAAUGACGAGAUGUGUUGCAAAUAUUUUGAACGGUAUAUAUUUUAUUGAUCGUUUACUUCUAAUAUUUCAUUUGCUUC
Olea europaea var. sylvestris is the source of this 1518-nucleotide messenger RNA. RefSeq names its product serine/threonine-protein kinase HT1-like. The coding region runs from base 183 to 1328 and encodes 381 amino acids. Gene Ontology annotation, cellular component: plasma membrane. Gene Ontology annotation, molecular function: protein kinase activity; ATP binding. NCBI's taxonomy places the organism in Eukaryota, Viridiplantae, Streptophyta, Magnoliopsida, Lamiales, Oleaceae. The record is from RefSeq and is a predicted model, not a curated record. The transcript has 6 exons. Gene Ontology annotation, biological process: protein phosphorylation.